CACACUGAACUGUCGUAAAAAGUGGUGCAGAUUUUCUUCUCAUACAAGCUAGGCUCCCUUUCAAUCAUUGAGCCAUGGCUUCAGCCCCAGCACAACAGCCCACUCUGACAGUGGAGCAAACCAGGGUGGUGCUAAGUGAGGUGAUCCAGGCCUUCGCUGCCCCAGAAAAUGCUGCUCGGAUGGAUGAGGCGAGAGAGAGUGCAUGCAAUGACAUGGGCAAGAUGCUACAGCUCGUACUCCCAGUGGCCACGCAGAUUCAACAGGAAGUCAUCAAAGCUUAUGGGUUCAACAAUGAGGGAGAGGGUGUUCUUAAAUUUGCCAGACUGGUGAAGAUGUACGAAACACAGGAUCCUGAAAUUGCUGCCAUGUCAGCCAAACUUAAGUCUCUUCUACUUCCUCCACUUUCAACCCCACCCAUAGGGGGCGCCAUUCCUGCUUCAUAGAGGCUGGAAGUGAGGGCUACAAAAUCCAAUCAUCCUUGGCCCUGUAUUAACCACACUAUGUCUUUAAUUUCUCACCAUUUUUAAUACCAUCAAGGUUUUUUUUUUACUACAUUGUAUGGGUUUUGUAAACUUUCAAAUUGUUAAAUUAUUUUUUAUGUCAUAUUUAUUCUCUGUUGACCAUAUUUUUUUGCCAUCUUUUAUACCAUUUUAUAUGUCAUUAUAGACUGAAG
This is a messenger RNA of Periophthalmus magnuspinnatus, 673 nucleotides long. RefSeq names its product gene rich cluster, C10 gene (gene grcc10). Lineage: Eukaryota; Metazoa; Chordata; Actinopteri; Gobiiformes; Gobiidae. The coding region runs from base 75 to 443 and encodes 122 amino acids. The record is from RefSeq and is a predicted model, not a curated record. The transcript is spliced from 4 exons. Gene Ontology annotation, biological process: post-embryonic development.